This is a messenger RNA of Cyprinodon variegatus (sheepshead minnow), 2250 nucleotides long. It is a transcript of the gene vps33b, whose product is annotated as vacuolar protein sorting 33 homolog B (yeast). Gene Ontology annotation, cellular component: CORVET complex; lysosome. The record is from RefSeq and is a predicted model, not a curated record. NCBI's taxonomy places the organism in Eukaryota, Metazoa, Chordata, Actinopteri, Cyprinodontiformes, Cyprinodontidae. The transcript is spliced from 24 exons. Bases 252 to 2105 code for a protein of 617 amino acids. Gene Ontology annotation, biological process: vesicle-mediated transport; intracellular protein transport.
AUAGCUGCUCCACUCUGAUCAUAUCUGCGGCUUUUUAAAUGAAACAAUUUUUUUCCGUUGCCUUCUUAAUUAAUCCAUAUGAUAUUGCUUAAUAUCUGAAUUAGCAUUUGUUACGCUUGUAUUUGUCUUGUGACUCCUGCGGACAGAUCUGUUUUUGUCCAACAAGCUAACCUGGGAGGGAUUUCUUUCUGUCAGUAGCCUCUCAGAAAAAACUCCUUAUAGUUCUGCUCUGGAACACUUAAUAGCCUGGAAUGGCUCACGGUGGCAGGAAAGAUUCCCCGGAGCUCCCAGACCUCUCCCUGCUGAAGAGGCUGGUCAGAGAUCAGCUCAUCUACCUACUGGAACAGUUGCCAGGGAAGAAAGACCUUUUCAUUGAUUCAGACUUGAUGAGUCCACUUGAUCGAAUUGCAAAUGUUUCAAUAUUGAAGCAACAUGAAGUUGACAAACUUUACAAAGUUGAGUUCAAGCCUAUUAUCAGCAUCUCAGAUCAACUCUGCUUUCUGAUUCGGCCACGAAUACAAACUGUGAAGUGGAUAUGUGAUGUGGUCAAUGCAGACAAGGCAGCAGGAAAAUAUAGACGAUACAAAAUCAUCUUCACUCCACAGAAGUUUUAUGCAUGCGAGGCUGUGCUGGAGGAACAAGGAAUCUAUGGAGAUGUGACUACUGACGAGUGGGCUUUCUACCUCCUUCCUUUGGAUGAUGAUAUCAUCAGUCUGGAGCUUCCUGAGUUUUUUAGAGACCAGUUUCUGGCAGGAGACCAACGAUGGGUGAGGACGGCUGGCAGUGCUCUGCACCUCCUUUACUCCCUCUUUGGACCAUUCUCAAAGAUCUACGGGAUUGGACGCUGUUCCAAGAUGACCUACGAGUCGUGGAGGGAGCAGGUAGAGGAGGGAGAGCAAAGAGCUCGGCAGGCUGAAAUUGGGAAUGUUUUUCUCAUCGAUAGAGAUGUAGACUUUGUUACUCCUUUAUGCUCACAAGUUGUCUACGAGGGGCUGGUGGAUGAUACAUUUAGGAUCAAAUGUGGAUGUGUUGAGUUCGGACCUGAUGUCACCUCCUCUGACAAAAGUAUUAAAGUCAUGCUGAACUCUCAGGAUAAGGUGUUUAAUGAAAUCCGAAACGAGCAUUUCUCCAACGUUUUUGGAUUUCUCAGUCAGAAAGCCAGGAACCUCCAAACUGCAUAUGAUAAAAGAAGGGGGAUGGACAUAAAGCAGAUGAAGACGUUUGUAUCAGAGGAGCUGAAAGGUCUAAAGCAGGAGCAUCGGCUACUUACUCUACACAUCAGUGCCAGUGAGUCUAUAAUGAAAAAGAAAACAAAGCAGGAUUUCCAGGAGCUGCUGAAAACUGAACAUUGUUUACUUGAAGGAUUUGAAAUCCGUGAAUGUAUUUCUUUCAUGGAGGAGCACAUCAACAGACAGGUCUCCAUGAUCGAAAGUCUUCGGCUGCUGUGUCUUCUGUCGGUCACAGAAAACGGACUCCUGCCAAAAGAUUACAGGGCGUUAAAAGCCCAGUAUCUUCAGAGCUACGGAGACGAGCAUCUGCUUACGUUUUCCAACCUGAGGCAGCUGGGGCUGCUGGUGGAGCAGCAGCCAGGGGAGACGCUCACUGUUAUGGAGAGUAGAGUGGGCAAACUGGUCAAUGACAGAACAGCAGGAAAACUGACUGAUGCCUUUUCCUCUCUGGCCAAGAAGAGCAACUUUAGAGCCUUAAGCCGAAAGCUCAAUCUGGUGCCAAAGUCAGAUGAAGAAUAUGACCUACGUGUUCCCAAGGACAUGGCUUACAUUUUUAGUGGUGCAUACAUCCCUCUGAGCUGCAAGCUUAUAGAGCAGGUGUUGGAGCGGGAUGGCUGGAUAGGCCUAGAGGAAGUAACCAGGCUGAUAAACGGGCAUGAAUUCGCUGUAACAGCAGGUGGCAGCGGAGCUGAUUCAAAGUCAAAGGGUGACAGUCAAAGAAUCAUUCUAGUCAUGUUCCUCGGGGGAUGCACCUUCUCUGAGAUUUCAGCUCUCCGUUUUCUAGGAAAAGAGAAAGGUUAUAAAUUUAUUAUUGUAACAACUGCAAUUACAAACAGUUCGAGGCUCUUGGAGGCUAUGCUGGACAACCACGUUUGAAGCCAAAUGACACUGACUGGAGGACACAUAUCUUAAGCUUUAUGUCAUACAUUCCUUUCAGCUUAAGUGUUUACUUAUGCUAUGUCGUCUUUAUCAACAAAACUCUAAAAAUGAAGAAACCGAAUAAAUGUGUUUUUAAAAAAUA